Molecule: messenger RNA, 1814 nt
Organism: Pterocles gutturalis (yellow-throated sandgrouse)
Lineage: Eukaryota; Metazoa; Chordata; Aves; Pterocliformes; Pteroclidae
Product: sickle tail protein homolog
Exons: 8
Cellular component (GO): cytoplasm
Source: RefSeq, a predicted model, not a curated record
AGAAGCCCAAAGCUGUCCCAGAGCCCACAGUCGAAUUUGGGUGACCAGACAGAACACCUCUCUGAAGCGUCUGCAGAUUCCUUAGAGGCCAUGUCCGAGGGUGAUUCACCAACCCCCUUUUCGAGGGGCAGCCGUACGCGGGCAAGCCUUCCUGUGGUGCGGUCAGCAAACCAAACGAAGGAAAGAUCGCUGGGUGUUUUAUAUCUUCAGUAUGGAGACGAGACAAAGCAGCUGAGGAUGCCAAAUGAAAUCACAAGCACAGACACAAUUCGUGCCCUAUUUGUAAGUGCCUUCCCCCAGCAGCUGACGAUGAAAAUGCUGGAAUCACCCAGUGUGGCCAUUUACAUCAAGGAUGAGAGCAGGAACAUAUACUAUGAAUUGUGUGAUGUGAGGAAUAUUCAAGACCGAUCUUUCCUUAAAGUUUACAACAAAGAUCCUGCACAUGCAUUCAAUCACGCUUCCAGAGCUGUAAAUGGAGAUAUAAGGAUGCAGAGGGAAAUUGCUUAUACAGGCCGAGAUGGCCCAAGUGCUUCCUGUGCCGGAACUGCCACGCACCCUCCACACGUGAUGCCCAGCUCUCCUCCCUCCACCCCAGUGCCCCACUCCAUGCCUCCCUCUCCGUCCAGGAUUCCGUACAGCGGGGGCCGGCCCAUGGGCAUGCCAGGCAAUGCCACCAUCCCCAGGGACCGUCUCUCCAGCGUGCCAGCCUCACGCUCGAUAUCGCCCAGCCCAAGCGCCAUUUUGGAGAGACGGGACGUGAAGCCAGACGAGGACAUGAGCAACAAAAACCUUGCCCUGAUCCGAAAUGAAGGUCUCUACGGUGACCCAUACUUGUUUCAUGAGGGGAGGAUGAGUGUGGCUGCACCCCACUCCGGACACCCUCUCGAUGUCCCUGAUCACAUUGUAGCCUACCAUCGCAGUGCCAUGAGGUCAUCAAGCACUUACUGCAACCCCUCUAUGCCGCCUGAAAUGCUGGAGCAAUCCUUGUACAGACAAAAGUCACGAAAGUACCCGGAGAGCCACUUGCCCACUCUCAGCUCUAAAACGCCUCCCGCCUCACCCCACAGGGUGGCUGAGAUGAGAAUGAUUGAUAUUCAUCCUCACCAUAGCGCUCACAUUCCUCCCCACACCAUCCAGCCUGACAGGUCUUCCCCCAGCCGCCAGUCCUUCAAAAAGGAGCCGGGACUGCCUGUGUUCGUCGACGCAAAAGCACGGAGCACCCUCGGCCUUCCGGGCAUGGCCGAGGCAGUGCCAUCUCCAGCUGACAAGCAGGCUUUUGGCUAUGGGUCACCUGCAAUGCCCAAGGACAAGGAGACAAGAGAAAGGAUACAAGCCAUGGAGAAACAGAUUGCCAGUUUAACUGGUCUUGUUCAGUCUGCGCUUUUUAAAGGGCCAAAUACAAGUAAUAGCAAAGAUGCUUCUAGUGAGAAGAUGAUGUUGAAAAUCGUGUCCAGCAAGAGCAGCAUUGACACUGCAGGCGUUGCUAACAUAUCUGGAGGGAAGAACACAUUGGCAACUGUGGAGUCAGCUGUCAUCCAUCACCCAGCUGGAGCCCCAUCAAUGCAAGUCAGCCUGCAUGGUGUGAAACGCAACGUGUCAGAUCUGCGGCUGCAGCUGCAUCAGAUGAAGCAGCUACAGCUGCAGAACCAGGAGAUGCUGAGGGCCAUGGUGAAGAAAGCAGAGCUGGAAAUCAAUGGCAAAAUGAUUGAAACAGUGAAGAGACUUGAAGAUCCUGUGCAGCGACAGCGCAACCUAGUGGAACAAGAAAGGCAGAAAUACCUCAAUGAGGAAGAAAAGAUUGUGAAGAAGUUGUG